GUCCGUUAUAGUGUUGCAUUCCAGCGGCGGUAUAACAAUACCUGCCCCUACAUGUUACAUAUCAUAAUAUCAUAGUAUUAGUUCAAAGUGGAUAUACAUUUGUGUGUAUCAAGUGAAUAUGGAUAAAUAAAUCCAUACGAUAGAUAUGUGGGUCUUUUAAACCACGAAUCAAACACUUUUACGCAUUAAUAACGCUUCGAAGCGAGAACGUGAAUGAGAAUUUAAGUGAUUGUUAUUUAUCUUCUCAAGUUAUUUUAGCUAACACAGAAUACCUACAACCAUGUUUUUUCAAAUCAAUGUUACCCCGAAGGAAAAAAAGGCGGCUGAACCUGUUUGUAAAGUUGUUUCUAGUAGCAAUAAAUAUAGUUUGUUACUCGCUCCAUUUCAACCUCAAACAAAAAUUAAGUUGGAUACAAAAGUCAAUACCGACGUGAAAUGCAUUCUGGCUUUGAAAAAUUCAAACAAUCGACCGCUUAAUGUAUCAAUUUCUAAAUUUCCUCCACCAGAGAGGAAUAUUAAUAUAAGUGCUACAGAAUGGGCUAUUGAUCCAGAGAGUGAAGCUUUAUUAGAAAUAACUUGGAAACCCAUUGAAAGUGGAUCAUGGAGAGAUAUUUUACAAUUAUCAGACAGUAGACGAAUAAAGUAUGAUGUUCCUUUAUCAUUGAAUUGUACUGAUCCUACAAAAAAAGUUCUUAAAGGAACACUAAAAACAAAAUCUAGACCUUUAGUUGGAUCAAAAACAAGUUGUACCUCUACAUCUAAUUCUCACAAAUCUAUACUGUCAAACAAAAACAAACAAUUUAAUCCAAAACCAAAUAGUCAGCCUCAAGUUGCAAUGAAAGAACCAUCAAUAACUGUUGGUCUUGGUGACAAAGAGAAUCGUUCUAGCAAUGUUAAUACAAACUGGAUGCUUGAAAAUGCUAGAUCAAAAAAGUAUAAUGAAGGAAAAUUACCUUCUACCUCAUCCAAUUUUUCUAAAAUUCUUGAUUCAACUGAUUUCAAAUUUACACCAGUCAAAUCAAAAUUUGAUUGCUUCGAAACAAAAAAUUUUCAUGAAACAUUUACUGCUAAAAAUGACAUAUUUGAAGAACAAAAUAAGAUUUAUAAAGAAGAAACAUCCACGCUUAAAGUUGAAACUAAAGUGGAAAUGACCUUAAGAAAAGAAACAUACAUCACCGUUCCAAAAUGUUUAAAUUUAGAAGAAUUUCAGAAUUCUAUAAGUCCUGAAAACAUUCAGAUUCAAAAUAAACAUAAUGAUGUCUCAUUGUUUAAACCUACAGAUACAGAAGAAAUUAAUGUCAAUGAAUAUCAAGAAAAAAAGACAGAUUUUUCUACCUUAUUAAGUAAUAUCAAGUUUACGCCAUUCAAAAGUCCUACAAAAAGAAAUGCAGAUCAAAUUAUAUUUUCACCAAAUAUUUGUUCUACAAUUCAAAAAACUAAAAAAACUAAAUCUGAUAAUAAUGAUAUCGUUGAUGGGUUCAAUGAAAGCAAUGCAACAUUCAAUUUAAGUCCUUUGCCUAAAGCUGAUGCAAAUAGUACUUAUGAAUUACAUCUACCACAAAACAUUGAUACAAAUGCUUCUUACUUAAAACCAACUUGUCUUGCUAAAACAUUUGAUAUUGAUAAUCAUGAAUUGGAUGGCUUAAAAUCAGUGCCCAUUAAUAAUCAAUCUCAUCUGGACAACUCUAAAUUUAAUAUUAACAGUAAAUUUUCAAAAUCACAACUAGAUUCUGGAACAUUAAAAGAUUGCGUGGAGGCAGAUCUGUGGAUUAAAUCUAAAGAUAAUUCUCAGUCACCUAUAGAAACAAAUUUUAUGCAUUCUACUUUGGAUAGUAUAAAAGAAGAGGAGAGUGAUUCUGAAGAGAUGAUUCUAGAUGAUUCAUUAGAAUCAAAACCAAAACCAGUUCGCAUUGAAAUUUCUCCUCCAAAGUAUAAAAAGCAAUGGAAAUCACCAAUUAGAAGAGUGUCACCAACAAAACGAAGUAAAAUAAUGAAAGAAAAAUUUCCAAUUGAUCCAGUGACAGCGAAGAAAAAAUUCCAAAUUAAUCAAUCAAUUAAAAGUGAUGGUUCUGUUCCGGGUAUUCCAGGCAUCAAAAUUUCAAAACUCUCUCUUGCAAGUUUAAUGAAAAAUAAAGAUAAGAUUGCGAAAAAUAAAAGUUGCAAAGAAGUCAGUGUCAAAUUACAUGAUCCCAACGACUUUUUAACGAUGUUUUGUAAUCCCGAUCCGUUUGCCGCCACAAUGACGCACGAUCCAUUUUUAACAAGUACUUUAUAUUAUGACGAUAAAUGGAUUUAUAAACAAGAAAUAGAAUUCAAAAAAUGGUUGAAUGCUUUGUUAACUCCACCAGAACAUUUGACGACAGACGUUGAUACCGCACCAAUCGAUGUCGGAAAAGUUUGGCAGUUUUGCAGAGCCAAAGAGGUUUCUCUAGCUGAAACAAAAGAGGCUAUUUCAGCUCGUUAUCAUACCAAUACACGACUAAAUUCUUUGCGAAAAGCUGCUUGUUCCAUGUAUCGCAGGCCAGAUGUUAUUACUGUUCUUUCUAACACAACUCGUUGCAUUGAAAAAGAAAUUUUAAUUAUAAGAUCUGACAAAGAUUUACAUCGAGAUAUUGGGCUUCAAAAAAUAAUAUUGGAAUUGUUCAUUAGUUACAAUCCAUUAUGGUUGCGCAUUGGCUUGGAAACAAUUUACGGAGAAACUAUUCCUCUUCAAUCAAACAACGAUUUGAUUGGUCUAUCGAAAUUUGUUAUCAAUCGAUUCUUUUCCGAUCCAUUUUUGGUGAAAACUCACUCAUCAAAUUUACAUCCGAAUAUUCGUCUCAAUACAUUUCAACAAUUAAUGAACAAAUUUAUGCUGAAAAAAUUUUUGUUCCUCGUCUUUUUUCUGGAUUAUGCUAAAAGAAACAAACUCAUCGGGCACGAUCCAUGCCUGUUUCAUAAAAAAGCUGCGAUGAAAGACAGCCGAUCUGUGAUACUGACGUUCUCCCGCGAACUCCUAAGCGGAAUCGGUGAUGUAACUAAAGUCCUGCGCAACUACAGCUACGUCGUCUCUUACCAGCAGAGUUAUUUGGAUGAAUUUGACUACGCUGUGAAAGAUUUGUGUCUUGAUUUGCGGGACGGAGUACGAUUGUGCCGGGUUAUGGAGCUCAUGACCGCAAAAGGGGGUCUGACAAAUCUUUGUCGGGUACCUGCAAUAUCUCGAUUACAACGAGUCCACAACGUUAACAUAGCUUUAAAUACACUCAACGAGGCUGGUUACACUAUAGCAGGUGACAUAGACGGAAAGUGCAUCGCCGAUGGGCAUAAAGAAAAAACUCUCUCUCUUCUCUGGCAAAUUAUUUACAAGUUUCAAGCACCGAGAUUUGAAAAAGCUGCUAAAAUUCUACAACGAUGGUGGCGAUCGAAACUUUGGUAUGUGCGUGUCAGGUUUAUGCUGCGGAAUAGAAAACAUAACGCGGCAUCUGUGAUCCAGAGAGCUUGGAAAUGUUAUUUAGCCAGGCGACAAUUGCACAUUUUAAAACUCGAAUAUGCCAAGCAACUGGAGAUAAAAACUCAAGCGGUAUGUAAAAUUCAACUUUACUGGAGAAUGAGAAUGGAAGUAAAAAAACAACAGCAAAUGUAUCAGCAAUGUAGAAGUUCUAUAAUUAAAAUUCAAAGAUGGUGGAGAAGAAUCGCAUUUACAAAACCAUUUGUACAAAAUAUGCGCUUGAAAAAACUAACGAUCAUCAAGUUACAGACACUUUGGCGAGCCAAGCAAGAAAUGAAAUUACAAAGAAAAGUAUAUGUUGAUCUAAAGAAAAGUGUGGUGGUAAUUCAAACUUAUUGGAGAAACCGACAAUUGGGAAAAAAAGUAUUUAAUAACUAUCAACGGCAAAGACAUGCAACAAUAUUUCUACAACAAAAGUGGCGUGCAACUCUUCUCAUGAGAAAUCAACGUAAGUUGUAUCUUCGUGAAAUUGAGGCAAUCAAGUUUGUACAAGCUUGGUGGAGAAGUUGCGUGGUCCUGAAAAAAGAUCGAAACUACUUUUUAUCUCUCAAAAAAGCAGUUAAUUCAAUAGAAAAACAAUGGAUCAUUAAGCACACGAUUCUAGAAGAGAGAUCAAAGUUCUUGAUACAAAAACAAAGCGUUCGCGUCAUACAAAGAGCUUGGCGAAAUUAUAUAGGCACCAAAGAUUAUGUGAAUGCAUUAAAACUUCAAAAAGUAUCCUGCUUGAAAAUUCAAACGUGGUGGCGAUCGGCUAGGGAAAAGAAAUCUUACAAAAAGAUUCGUUGUAGCAUAAUAAUAUUGCAAAAGCGAUGGCUAGCCACAUUGAUGGCUAAACGAGAACGUUCGAAUUUCCUGGCACUCAAAAAAGCCGCUAUAGUGUCACAAAAAAAUUUGCGUAUGAAGUUAGCCAGAAAAUCGUAUGUACAACAGAAGUCAGCUGUUUUGAAAAUCGAAAAUUGGUACAGUAAUUCAGUCGAGGCACGAAAUGUACGAAAUGCGUUUUUGGAAAAGCGAUCAGCAAUGAGAAAGAUCAAGACUUGGUGGUUAGCGAUUAAACUUGCCAAGAAAGACGCAGCUCGAUACUUGAAAAUAAAAUGGGCAGCAACGAUUAUUCAAAGAAGAUGGAAAUCUCAGAAAUUGAUGAAAAAAACGAGAGAUGAAUACUUGCGUUUACGUAAAUCUUCGAUAAAAAUUCAAUCAUGGUGGCGGAUGCUCCGCGAGAAAAAGCGACACGAGGAAAGAUUACGAAGAAUCGCUGCGACUCGUAUCCUACAGAUGAGAUGGCGUGCAUUACAAAAAGGUAGAGAAGUUAGACGAGAGUACGCCAAGGCGAUCAGUGCAGUAGUUUUGCUACAGGCCAAAUGGCGAGCCACUCUAGCUGCUAAAGCAGAAAGACAAACAUUUUUACGUUUACGAUCAGCCGCAAUAGUUCUGCAAAAGAACUGGAAGUCAUUGGUUCUCUCAAAACAAUUCAAAAAAACGAAAAAAGCCGUUCAAAUUUUGGAGAAAUAUAGAUGUAAUCAAUUGAUGAGUCGACGAGUAAGAGCCGAAUUUUUGUCUUUGAAAGCCAGCGUUGAAUAUGUGCAACGAACCUGGAGAACGAAACAACUAAGACGGAAAUUCCUCAAUCAGAAACGAUCGGCCGUCGUUAUUCAAAAAUAUUGGAGAGCUCAUUCCGCUCAACAAGACUUUUUGCGUAAGAAACAGGCUGCAAUUGUCAUACAAAAAUGGAGAAGAAAUGUUCUGUUUGGAAGACAAGUUCGCACAGACUUCCUCGAAUUCAAAGAAGCGGCAGUCAAAGUGCAAAGAUUAUGGAGAACGAAAGCAUUAAGGAAACAAUUUACAAACGCGCGCAACGCGGCCGUAAUUAUACAAAAGCAUUGGAAAGGCUACGUAACCAGAACUAAAUUCCAUAAUCAAAAACGUGCUGCGACGAUCAUUCAAAGAUGGAGAAGACAUGUUCUGCAUGGAAGACAAAUUCGUGACGAAUUUCUGAGACAACGGAACUGCAUUGUGAAGGUACAAAGUCUUUGGAGAAUGCAUAGUCAGCGACGUAAAUUCAAAGAACAACGAGAAGCUGCAAUUGUAAUUCAAAAGAACUGGCGCCGUUAUCUGGCUGUGGUUGAAUACAAAAAGCUGAGAAUGGCUGUGAUGUUCGUCGAGAAAUGGCGUAAAUGCAUUAUCAAAGCAAGACAAACAAGACAGAAGUUCAUCGAGCUGAGAGAUUCCGUCACGAAAAUGCAGCGAAUCGUCAGAGCUAAACAGUUGGCCCUGCGUUACCAGCAGCUUCGAUUAGCAACAAUAAAAAUCCAACGAUUCUGGCGAUCCGUGCUGGAAAUGAGAAAGGCGAGAGAUCGGUAUCAACAGCAACGAGCGGCUGCCAUUACAUUGCAAAGAAGAUAUCGAGCCUGGCGAACGGGUUAUUUAGUCAGAGAAGACGUGCGUCGCACCUACACCGCGGUGCUGAAGAUCCAAAAUUGGUGGAGGACCGUUUUGCAGCACGCUCAACGAAAAUGGGCGAUCGGCGUGAUCGAGAACUGGUGGCUGGUCGUCUUUAAAGAUCUACAAGAGCAGAGGAUGAUGUGGGCAGCUGCUGUGAAAAUUCAAGCUUUCUGGAGAGGCUACAAGACUCGGCAAACUGCCUGUAAACGUAUGGCUUUGUUGCGUGAGAGAUCGAAACAGGCGGCUGAAGCUGCUGUUCCAUCGGCAACGCUCGCUUUUCGAUUGCAAGAGAAUGUUGAAAUCUUUAGAACUGCUUCUAAUAUCGGGCAAUUAUCGAUUUGCUUGUCAUCGCUAGAUGUCAUUACGCGUUUAUCACCCAAUGCCUGCAUUAAUGUAUGUCAGUUCAAUUUGGUAGAUAAAUUGUACGACGUAUUAACUAAAGCUAAUAGAUCGCUACCUUGGCUAGAUGUUUGCUUGAAAGACGUUAGUAUUCUUUUGACUCUAGCCAAGUUCAAGCACACCACAAAAUACGUUCUCAAGGAAGAGCACAUAGAACUUUUAGCUAGACUGUUAACAAUUUCCGUAGAUAAAAAGGAUGAUUUAUUCUUGUGUACCGCGACUUUAAUAUGGGUAUUAACUGAAGACUAUGAUUAUCUGGAGGCAAUGAAAAAUUGUGCUCAUUCUAAAUACUUAUUAAGUACUUUGUAUACCUCAAUCAAUAAGAAAGUGUCAAAAUCUUCACUGCAAACUACUAAAGCUAAAAACGAUGCUAUGCCUAGUCCAAAACCAGAUUGGGGAUUGAAACACAAACGGCCUAGAGCAUUUUCUAGUAAUUCUCAAGCUAUAACAGCUCUCGCAACGAGAUUAAAUAUUUUGAGCAUAGCUUCAACUACUGAUGCGCAUAAAUCUUUCAACUUGUAAUUGUAAAAAUUUUAAUUAUAUAUUAUCAUACAUGUUAAGGCACUGUUUAUUUAUCAAUCGAUAUUUAAGGUAUUGUUUUUAAUGGUUGUUUACUAAAUAAGAAAUAAAUUUGUUAC
Messenger RNA from Trichogramma pretiosum, 6966 nucleotides. RefSeq names its product abnormal spindle-like microcephaly-associated protein homolog. Gene Ontology annotation, molecular function: protein binding. NCBI's taxonomy places the organism in Eukaryota, Metazoa, Arthropoda, Insecta, Hymenoptera, Trichogrammatidae. Gene Ontology annotation, cellular component: spindle pole. Bases 281 to 6850 code for a protein of 2189 amino acids. The transcript has 10 exons. Gene Ontology annotation, biological process: mitotic cell cycle; spindle organization; establishment of meiotic spindle localization. The record is from RefSeq and is a predicted model, not a curated record.